Molecule: messenger RNA, 2698 nt
Organism: Oncorhynchus masou masou (cherry salmon)
Lineage: Eukaryota; Metazoa; Chordata; Actinopteri; Salmoniformes; Salmonidae
Product: E3 ubiquitin-protein ligase SH3RF3-like
Exons: 9
Coding region: 188-2614 (808 amino acids)
Biological process (GO): positive regulation of proteasomal ubiquitin-dependent protein catabolic process; positive regulation of JNK cascade; protein ubiquitination
Molecular function (GO): ubiquitin protein ligase activity; protein binding; metal ion binding
Source: RefSeq, a predicted model, not a curated record
GAGAGGGCGAGGAGAAAUAGAAUAGAGAGCGAUAGGGGCUGCCUGGUUCCCUGCACGGGCUCUGUUGUGGGAAAUUGUGCUUUUAAACAGCAUUACGCCGAAAUGCAUUCUUCAGUUUCUGGUGCAUUACACGCGCAACAAGAAACCAACACGCACUCGGUUAACGUCAUUAAUAACGCAGUGUGAGAUGGACGAGUCGUCUCUGUUGGAUCUAUUGGAGUGUUCAGUGUGUUUGGAGCGGCUGGACACUACAGCUAAAGUCCUGCCUUGCCAACACACCUUCUGUCGCCGCUGCUUGGAGAACAUAGUCAGCUCCAGAAACGAACUGAGAUGCCCAGAAUGUCGCAUCCUAGUCGGCUGUGAGGUGGAUGAUCUUCCCGCGAAUAUCUUGCUGGUCCGUCUGCUGGACGGGAUCAAACAGCGGCCACGGAAUGGAGGCAGUACCAGGCAGUCCCUGGUGGGAGGCGGGCGGUCUCAGGGCUGUGUAGCCGGGAUCAGCGCCUCUCCCCCGGGCAGUGGGAUCAGGGACCUGCCGGUGGCCACUCGAAGCCCCCCGGUCAAGAGUUUACCUAAUCUAACCCUAACCCUGCCCUGUGGAAAGGCUCUCUAUUCCUACGAGGGGAAGGAACCUGGAGACCUGCAGUUUGCAAAAGGGGACAUCAUCAUCCUGCGACGUAAAGUUGACGACAACUGGUACCAUGGGGAGCUGAACAGUUGUCAUGGUUUCCUGCCAGCUAGUUACAUCGCGUUGUUACGGCCGCUGAGCCAAACUCCGCCCACAGGAAAGGCCUUGUACGACUUUGAAGUCAAAGACAAAGAUCAGGACAAAGACUGUCUGGCCUUCUCAAAGGAUGAGGUUCUGACGGUGAUCAGACGAGUGGAUGACAACUGGGCAGAGGGCAUGCUGGGAGAUAAGAUCGGGAUCUUCCCCAUCCUCUAUGUAGAGCUAAAUGAAACAGCCAAACAGUUGAUGGAGAUUGACAAGCCGACAUCCAAUCCCGUCCCUGGCCCCAGCUUUGACCCGUCUCCCAGCCUCCCAUUGGGUCCCUGCUCCCUUGGCCCCUCCCCUGACCCAUCCUCUGCAGGAAGUGGCAAUGGUGCCCUCCAGAGGCAAGAGGAGGAGAGAAGAGGGGGAGAGGGGAAGAAAAACGCUAAGAAGCGCCACUCGUUCACAGCUCUGAGUGUGACGCAGCGGACAGCUCAGCUCAACAACAGACACAGCAUGGAGAUCUCCCACCCUGUCCUCAUCAGCUCCUCUGACCCCAGGGCUGCUGCACGUAUACAGGACUCUCCCCCCGGUCCCGCUCCCUCCUCAGUCGGAGUUCUGGUUCCUCCCAGAAUGGCUUCAGUCACCUCAGAACUGCUGGCUCAAGCCAAGGUCCAACUACCACUCAACAUCUACCUGGCCCUGUAUGCGUAUAAGUCCCAGAAGGCAGAUGAGUUGGAGCUGAGGAAAGGAGAGAUGUACCGUGUCACAGAGAAGUGUCAGGACGGCUGGUUUAAAGGGACCUCUCUACGCACCGCUGCUUCCGGAGUCUUCCCUGGAAACUAUGUCACACCCGUCUCACGAGCUCCGUUUGCGGUGGGUGGUUCUCAGAACUCCUGUCUCUCAGGGCAGGAGGUGGGAGGGGUGGGACAGGGGAGUAAGGCAGCCUCCCCCUCCUCCGCCGGCCCCUCCUCCUCUCGUCCCUCCCCUCCCCCCUCUUCCCCCCAGUCUGCCGCUGCUCAGCUUAAGAACUGCCUUCGCUUUGGACAACAGACAGUUAACCAGACCCGCUCUGCCAUGCAACUGGUCCACAGCCCGCCCUCCAGCAGCCCAGAGCGUCCCACACCCACCGUCUCUCCUCUCCGACCUCAGAAAUCUUCCCCGUCGCGCUCCGCUGGUCAAUCUGCUCACCCAAUAUCCAUGGUGUCCCCCGGCCCUUCCCCCCUCUCCUCCCCUGCUUCGCGCCCUCUCUCCUGCCUCUCUUCGCCCCUCAUACCACUUUCCUCCCCUCUUUCCUGCCUCACCCCUCCCAAUGCCAGUGCCGCCCUGCUCAACGGAGAAUCAACCAAUCCCUUCCCACCUUCCUCGUCUGGCCCCUCCCACAGCAACGCCCCAAAACCAGAGAAGAAGGAGAAGAAAGGAGGUCUGCUGAAGCUUCUCUCUGGAGCCGCGGCCAAGAAAAAGGCAUCUCAUUCUCCCCCGUCCUCCCCACCAACCCUCCCCCUGUCAGGUGCCGUCCUCCCACAUCACACCCGCUCUGGCUCCUGUCCAAUGGAUGCCCAUGGGCGUGCCGGGUCUUGUCCAAUCGAGAGUGAGAUGGCGGGGGCAAUGGGGUUAGAGCUGCUGAACAGGAAGUCAGGAUCCCUCGAUCUCAACUUCCCCCGGUCGCCCCCGAUGACCCGCCCCGGGAACGCACUGCUAGCUCUCCGGCCUGAACCCAAACCACUGUCCAGAGAGAGGUAUCGUGUGGUGGUGCCCUACCCCCCUCAGAGCGAGGCGGAGAUCGAGCUGAGACAGGGAGACGUGGUGUUUGUUCAUAAGAAGAGAGAAGAUGGCUGGUACAAAGGAACUCUGCAGAGGACUGGACGUACUGGCCUCUUCCCUGGCAGCUUCGUAGAGAUCUUCUGAACAGGACCGCUACACACACACACACACACACACACACACACACACACACACACACACACACACACACACACACACACACACACA